Molecule: messenger RNA, 5124 nt
Organism: Epinephelus lanceolatus (giant grouper)
Lineage: Eukaryota; Metazoa; Chordata; Actinopteri; Perciformes; Serranidae
Gene: ap3b2
Product: adaptor related protein complex 3 subunit beta 2
Biological process (GO): intracellular protein transport; vesicle-mediated transport
Cellular component (GO): membrane coat; AP-3 adaptor complex
Source: RefSeq, a predicted model, not a curated record
AGAGAGAGAUGUCCUCAUCACGACACUGCCAAGAAAGCUGAGUCAUGUAAGAUGAGGGUAAAAAAAAAAAAAGCCACCUCACAGAAUAUUAAAAAUGGAUAAGACGGGGACGUUUAUAAACAUAAUGAAGAAGAGGAGAGAGGGAUAUUUAAAAGGAUCUGUCGGGUAUCGAAAAAGGUUUGUUGGCAGUGAGUUUGGGAUGAAGGCGGAUAAAGACAGCUGUGAUAGAGUGAGAGUUGAGCGAGAUUUUGAGGCGUUAAUGUGACGAGGCGGAGCAAAAAGGGCAAGCAUGAAAGGAGGUGGGGGGGAGUGAUAACGUGGCAAAAGAUGGGAGAGGCUGUGUCAUUGUUGGAGAGCUCAGAUAUGUGGACAUGUUGUAUACACACAGGGAGGCAGAGAGAGAGGCUGGUGCAGCGGCAGGAAGCAGCGGGAGGAGUCGCGAGAGGAGAGGCGAAUAAAACUCCACGCCCCUCUCUGCCGAGCAUCCAUUUACUGUGCAGCUGAUGUCUGCUGCUUCACUGGAUGCGUACAGACUCAGCAGUAACAGAAGACAAAAAAAAACCCCACAGUGCACUGGGGCUCUGGUGGAUUUGGAUUACAGCACUCAGGAGUAUAUCAACCUGCCACUGUGGAGAACAAGAGGCACAGGAAGAGGUCUGUUGCAUCAUUUUUUUUUACAAGAAAUAUCCACAUUGGAUACCCUCAGAGGGAAGGAGUAUUUAUAACACAGAGUCUCACUGAAGCUGCUCUGUGCUGCGUGAAAACUGUCUGAGGAGGAUCUGAAGAAUUCAUCCAACUGAGGAGUGGCGUAAGAAAGCUGCAGUCUCUCCAGUUUAUCUACCUGGGAUCCUACAGGUUGCUCUCAAGCUCUCAAGUUUUUCAAACAUGACCACCAUGCAGAAGCUGCUGCAGCUGCCGGUGAAUGCGGUGAACAUCGUGAAGACGGUGCAGAGUCAGGUCCAAGGCCAGGAGGAGGACAAGAGCCCCGUGCUGACCCCUGACAGCGGGCAGCAGGCCUGGUACAGUGCCCUGCAGCCCGACGAGCUGCGCCACCUCCGAUCUGGGGGUACAGGAGGAGGAGGAGGCGGAGGUGGAGGAGGAGGCGGUGGAGACAAUGAGGAGCGAGCACUAUCGGAGGAAGGUGGUGGAGGUGGUGGCAGUUUCCAAACUCAACCUUUGCGACAUGACGACUUGAAGGAGAUGCUGGACAGCAACAAAGACUCGCUGAAGCUGGAGGCAAUGAAGCGCAUCGUGGCUAUGAUCGCCCGAGGUAAAAAUGCAUCAGAUCUCUUCCCUGCUGUGGUGAAAAAUGUGGCCUGCAAAAACAUUGAGGUGAAGAAGCUGGUCUAUGUUUACUUGGUGCGAUAUGCCGAGGAGCAGCAGGAUCUCGCUCUGCUCUCCAUUUCCACUUUUCAGCGAGGGCUGAAGGAUCCAAACCAGCUGAUCAGAGCCAGCGCUCUGCGAGUCCUCUCCAGCAUCCGAGUCACCAUCAUCGUCCCCAUAAUGAUGUUGGCCAUCAAAGAGGCUGCCUCUGAUAUGUCUCCAUACGUCAGGAAGACGGCUGCUCACGCAAUUCCUAAACUCUACAGUUUGGAUCCAGAACAAAAGGACCAGCUGAUUGAAGUCAUAGAGAAACUCCUCGCUGAUAAAACCACGCUGGUGGCAGGAAGUGUUGUCAUGGCUUUCGAGGAGGUGUGUCCGGAGCGCAUUGACCUGAUCCACAAGAACUACAGGAAGCUGUGUAACCUCCUGAUCGACGUGGAGGAGUGGGGGCAGGUCGUCAUCAUCAACAUGCUGACUCGCUACGCCAGGACCCAGUUCCUCAACCCAAACAUGAAUGAGUCCCUACUGGAGGAGGGAAGCGACAAGACCUUCUACGGCUCAGAUGAAGAUGAGGACGAGGACGAGGAGGAGAAAGAAAAGAAGGCAGAGGCGACCACCAUGGCCAAGAGGAAGCCGUAUGUGAUGGAUCCAGACCACCGGCUGCUGCUGAGGAACACCAAGCCGCUCCUGCAGAGCCGCAACGCAGCUGUGGUGAUGGCUGUGGCCCAGCUGUAUUUCCAUCUUGCCCCUAAAGCAGAAGUUGGGGUGAUCGCCAAGGCCCUGGUCCGUCUCCUAAGGAGCCACAGUGAGGUCCAGUAUGUCGUACUUCAGAACGUGGCAACAAUGACGAUUAAGAGAAGGGGAAUGUUUGAACCGUACCUGAAGAGUUUCUACAUCCGCUCCACAGACCCGACCCAGAUAAAAGUCCUCAAGCUGGAGGUUCUCACCAAUCUGGCCAAUGAGACGAACAUUUCCACCAUCCUCAGAGAGUUUCAGACGUACAUUAAAAGCAUGGAUAAAGACUUUGUGGCCGCCACGAUCCAAGCCAUUGGCCGCUGUGCUACUAAUAUCGGCGAGGUGAGGGACACGUGUCUGAACGGCCUGGUGCAGCUGCUGUCCAACCGAGACGAGCUGGUUGUAGCUGAGUCUGUGGUGGUUAUUAAGAAGCUGCUGCAGAUGCAACCAGAGAAGCACAGUGACAUCAUAAAGCACAUGGCGAAACUAACAGACAACAUCCAGGUGCCGAUGGCGCGGGCCAGCAUCCUGUGGCUGAUUGGAGAAUAUUGUGAGCAUGUACCGAAGAUUGCCCCAGAUGUCCUGAGGAAGAUGGCCAAGUCGUUCACCUGUGAAGAGGACAUUGUCAAGCUACAAAUCAUCAAUUUGGCCGCCAAGCUUUAUCUCACCAACUCUAAACAGACCAAACUGUUGACGCAGUACGUUCUCAAUUUGGCCAAGUAUGACCAGAACUAUGACAUCCGUGAUCGGGCACGCUUCAUCCGCCAGCUCAUCGUGCCCACUGAGAAGAGUGGAGCUCUCAGCAAGUACGCUAAGAAACUGUUCCUCGCCCUCAAGCCUGCACCAGUGCUCGAGUCUCCAUUUAAAGAUCGAGACCACUUCCAGUUGGGUUCAUUGUCCCACUUGCUGAAUGCCAAGGCUGGCGGCUACCAGGAGUUGCCUGACUGGCCUGAAGCCGCCCCAGACCCCUCCGUGCGCAACGUGGAGGUUUUUACGCUGCUUGAAAGAGUCACAACAUUAACGAGUGUGCCUGAAUGGACCAAGUGCAGCAGCCGAGAGAAGAGGAAGGAGAAGAAAGUGGAGAAGCCGUUCUACUCUGACUCGGAGGGCGAGUCUGGGCCGACAGAGUCAGCUGACAGUGAGUCGGACUCUGCCAGUGGCUCUGAGAGUGGCAGUGGCAGCGAGGAGAGCGGGUCGGGAUCAGAGAGCGAAGAGAGCGAGGAAGGCUCCGAGUCUGAGGAAGAGGAGGAUGAGGAGGAGGAGAAGGACAAGAAGAAGAAAAAGAAGGAAUUAAAGAAGCCGGUGCAAGAAAGUGAAAGCGAGCAGAGCAGUGAAGAAGAAGAGAGGAAGCAUGACAGGAAGAGUAAACAACGUAAGAGCGACUCAGAGUCUGAAUCUGAUGAUGAGGACGAGAGCGAGUCUGAAAGCAGCCAAUCAGAGUCCGAAGACUCUGAGUCUGAGACAGAGGUCAAAAAGAAAAAAAAGGCAGCUGAAUCAAAACCUCCAUCUAAACCUGUCAAGAAGGAGAGCAAGAAAGAGAAGAAAGAAAUGUCUCUGCUCGACCUCGAUGAUUUCGAACCUGCUCCCUCUCCUCAAGUCACACCCGUCAACACCUUCCUGUCCAACAGCCUUGUGACCGACCUGGAGGGACUGUCUCUGUCUGACGCUGUUCUCUCUCCAGCAACCAUCGCUCCCUCCAGUGCGCUGAAGAGCUACGAGCUGCUGCACCGGAUCACAGGGGAGGGUCUGUCAGUGGAGUACUGCUUCAGCCGACAGCCGUUCAGCCCCGACGGCAACAUGGUGGCAGUGCAGAUGCAGUUCACCAACAACGCCACCUCCGAGACCAAGAACCUGCACAUGGAGGACGUGAAGCUCCAGUCUGGGAUGAGGGUGAAAGAGUUUUCUGAGAUUGAGCUGCUGCCAGCAGGUGAAACAGCCACAGCUGUGAUGGGCAUCGAUUUCUGUGACUCAACACAAGCUGCAAACUUCCAGCUGUGCACUCACACCAGGAAAUUCUUCGUGUCGAUUCAGCCGCCAGUCGGGGAGCUGAUGAGGCCCGUCUUCCUGACAGAGAAUGAGUUUAAAAAGGAGCAAGGUCAGCUAAUGGGUAUGAAUGAGAUCACGGAGAAGCUAACCCUGGAUGCAAAGUGCCGGAACGAACAUGCUAUUGUCCAGAGGGUGACCACCGCCGCCAACCUCAGCAGAGUCCCCUGUGGGUCAGAUAAAGAGUGCAGGUUCGCCGGCAGGACGGUAACCAGCAGCAGCCUGGUGUUGGUCACCGUGGCAACCAAAGAGGAAGGAGCCGCCCAGCUGACAGUCAACUGUGAGAAAAUGGUGAUCGGCACGAUGCUGGUGAAGGACAUCCUCCUGGCUCUGACGCAGUGACGUGUGACCUUUUUGCCCUUUGCCCCCCCCCCCCCCAACACGCCUCUCACAUGUCGUCCAUCACACGUGUAGCAUCUCCUCCGUUCUCCUGUUAGCAGCGUCAGCGAGGAAGUUUCCAGAAUGUUUUAACUCCAGUUUGUUGUCUGUUCAGGAGCCCUCUACUUUUACAAAUUACUCCUUUAUUUACUGAAUGCCACAGUUGUACGUGAUAUUUACGACAAUCAGACAUGACCUGAUAUGAAAUCCCUCCCUGACAUGUCUUCAUCCAAAUAUAGAUAGGUUGGAACGUAUUUUUUCUUCCCAGAGCCGAUUUAUUGGACUCCAGUUUCUGAAUUAACCUAAAAAAAAACGAUUUGUGUAUCUUUUAAACUUGAAAUCUACUUAAAUGAAAAGCAGAAUUUGCUCAUUGUAUAAACAGGACCGGAGACAAGCUUGAAGGUUCAAACGUUUAUAGAUCACAAGGUCCACUUACUUUAUGUUUUGAAGGCUUUCAACUACAGUUUGUGGUCUUCCUCUUGGCAGAUGGAGUGACUUGUUUGUUGUGGACUGAGACUGACUGGCGAGUUUAUCUGUACAGCACCUUUUAACAACAGUACAACUCAAAGUGCUUAAAGGGCGGGUCCAUUAUUUAUUUAUUUAUUUAGAGGGUUUCAGGGGCCGUUGUGAGCAUUUAUACUUGUG